Messenger RNA from Cryptotermes secundus, 9083 nucleotides. Its product is annotated as HEAT repeat-containing protein 5B. Bases 11 to 6223 code for a protein of 2070 amino acids. The record is from RefSeq and is a predicted model, not a curated record. The transcript has 36 exons. Gene Ontology annotation, cellular component: Golgi apparatus; membrane; endocytic vesicle. Gene Ontology annotation, biological process: retrograde transport, endosome to Golgi; intracellular protein localization; endocytosis. Lineage: Eukaryota; Metazoa; Arthropoda; Insecta; Blattodea; Kalotermitidae.
ACCGGCAGCCAUGAUGAUGGAGUUGAGCCACAGCCUGACAUUGAACGAGGAGGCCCUCAAGCAGAUCCCUGAGGCCAAGCGCCCUGUGUUCGUAUUCGAGUGGCUGCGUUUCCUGGAUAAAGUGCUUGUCGCCGCACAGAAGUCUGACAUCAAGGGCUGCCAAAAGAAGCUUGUAGAGCAGCUGACACAACACAUUCAAGAGUCUCCAGGCCCUCCUACACGCAAGCUGAUUGCCCGUUGCCUUGCCACGCUGUUUAGUGUGGGUGAUACCUUUCUUCUGUUUGACACAGUCAACAAGUGUAAUGAUAUCCUCAAGAACAAGGAUGACUCGCCCAGCUUUCUUCCUACUCGGCUGGCAGCCAUUUGUUGUGUGGGAUGCAUGUAUGAGAAGUUGGGCCGGAUGAUGGGGCGAUCGUAUGAAGAAACUGUUCAGAUCCUCAUCAAAUCCCUGAGAAAUGCAGAAUCACAGACACGUAUUGAAAUAAUGGCCACUUUGGAAAAGGUUUGUUCUGGCAUGGGAAGUGCCAUUUCCAAUGUGCAUAAAGAAAUAUACAAGGCAGCUCGUCAUUGCUUGACAGAUCGUGUAAUGGCUGUGAGGUGUGCUGCUGCUAAGUGUCUGCUAGACAUGUUGAACCACGCACCAUUUCUCUAUACAACAGAGCUAGAAAGUCUGGCAACACUGUGCUUCCGAGCAUUUGAUGGUUCCAAUUAUGAAGUUCGAUGUGCUGUCGCAAAACUAUUGGGGACUUUAAUAGCGACCACGCAGCAGACACAGAAAGGAAAUCCUGCAGCCCAUCAGAAUAAAGGCUUUAAACCCAUUUCCUUAGAAGAGGCCUUGGGAGUGUUGAUGUCUGGCUUUCUAAGAGGAGGUGUUGGGUUCCUUAAGGGGACUGGAGAAAUGAUAAAAGGGAGCUCUGGUGUCAAUAGGGAAGUUCGUGUCGGUGUCACACAUGCUUAUGUGAUUUUUGUGCAAAUCCUUGGAGGUGUGUGGCUAGAGCGGAAUAUCACGACUCUACUUACACACGUCCUGGAUCUUGUAGCAAACCCAAAAGCAGCGUCUUCCCAUGUAGAUGCUGUCUACUCUCGCAAAUGCAUUAACUUCAUUCUCAGGAGUGUUUUGGGUCGCAUGCUGGGAGAGAAGGCCCAAGCCUCUGCAUGCAAGGAGAUAGCCCACAUUGUGAUCAAGCAGAUGAAUUCUAUUGAUUUCAACCCAGAGAAUGCAAAGGAUUGUAACCAGGAGACCCUUUUCAGUCAGCACUUACUGGUCUGUGCUUUGCAAGAGAUGGGAAGCAUCACCCUAGGGCUUGGAACAACAGCCAGCAACCUCCUCACUGACCAGUCACUAAGUCUGAUUGAGGCAGUAAUGGCAGUACUGGUCCAUCCUUGCCAAGCUGCUAGACUAGCAGCUGCCUGGUGCCUUCGCUGCAUCUGCGUGGCUGUCCCAAGCCAGAUAACACCUCUCAUUGACAGGUGUGUAGAAGGCAUAGAAAACAUGCGAACCUCUCCUGAAGCUAUUGUGGGUUACAGUAGUGCACUAGCGGCUGUGUUGGGUGGAGUUCGCUUAUCUCCCCUGGGUGUACCACACACUAAAGGGAAGGUGAUAUUCAACACAGCCGAAGAACUAUUGCGCAGUGCAAGUCAAAACAGCAGAUUGUCUCUAAACAGAACACAAGCUGGGUGGUUGUUGAUUGGUGCUAUUAUGACAUUGGGUGUUCCUGUGGUGCGUGGUCUAUUGCCCCGGAUGUUGUUGCUUUGGAGGAACUCCUUCCCACGUUCAAACAAAGAAUUGGAGUCGGAGAAGGCAAGAGGAGAUGCAUUUACUUGGCAGGUGACUCUGGAAGGGAGAGCUGGAGCUCUGUCUGCAAUGCACAGUUUUGUUCAGAACUGCCCUGAGUUUGUUACUGAUGACAUCAUCAGGAGAUUGCUUACACCAAUUGAAUCUGCUGUAGCAAUGCUAACAAACAUAUCCACAGUCUUGAAAACAUAUGGGCAGCACCUGAAGGCGCCAGCUGCUAUGGUGAGGCUGAGAUUGUAUGAAACAUUGUCACUUCUCCCUCCACAUGCAUUUGAAGGUUCAUACACACAUUUGCUAAGAAUGCUUGUGGCAGAAUUCACUCUGACUGAAAAUCCCGCCAAUACAACAACAUCGCAGCUGCGUACUGUAUGUCAUGCUGAUGACUCAGUUAUUCUGGGAACAUGGCUUCAAGAAACAGAUCAUCGCACCAUAGAGGAUCAGAUGGAGCCUAACCGCAGGGCUGAUGGAGAUCAUCUUCAACCAAACAGUGCUGCUGGUUCUGGAGCUUUGGAACAUGAUUCAUGUUGCCUAUAUCGACCAGUACCUUCUGGUGAGUUGAUCCCUGGUCCUCUGCCCCUGGGAGUAGCUGUGAUUGACAUGUCCGUGUCCUUGUUUGGUCAAAUCUUCCCACGUGUUGCCAACAAGCAUCGUCUGCAGAUGUUGGACCACUUUGCAGAAUGUAUACGCCAUGCCAAGUCUUCACGCCAAGAGGCAAUACAAAUGAAUGUGUUUACUGCCGUUCUUAGUGGUCUCAAGGGACUAACGGAAGCAAAAGCAACAUUUGGCCAAGAAGAUGUGAAAAAGUCAGCUGCAUCUCUUAUUAUUGGUGCACUGACAAGCAGUAAUCCAAUCUUGAGAUGUGCUGCUGGAGAAUCGCUUGGACGCAUGGCACAGGUUGUGGCUGACUCUCGCUUCACUGCAGAACUCGCACAGACAAGUUUUGACCGGCUCAAAUCAGCUCGUGAUGUGGCUUCAAGGACAGGACAUUCACUUGCUCUAGGCUGUCUUCAUCAUUAUGUCGGAGGCAUGGGAUCUAGCCAACACCUCAACACUAGUGUCAGCAUAUUGCUGGCAUUGGCACAGGAUGCAACCUCCCCUGUUGUGCAGGUGUGGUCCCUUCAUGCACUGGCUCUAAUUGCAGACUCUGGUGGACCUAUGUUUCGAGGUUAUGUAGAACCAUCUCUGUCAUUGGCUCUUAAAUUGCUCCUCACUGUACCACAGUCAUAUAUUGAUGUGCACCAGUGUAUUGGAAAAGUUCUGUCAGCUCUCAUCACCACUGUAGGACCUGAGCUUCAAGGCAACACCACAUCAAUCUGCAUGGCUCGGUCAUCUUUCUUGUGUGCAUGUGCUGUUAUGCAGGAUCACCAGGACCCGUUGGUUCAAGCUGAGGCGACAGCUUGUUUGCAGCAACUUCACUUAUUUGCACCCCGCCAUGUCAAUCUUUCCUCUCUUGUACCAACUCUCUGUCGCACUUUAUCUAGUAAUCAUUUGUUGCUACGGAAAGCUGCAAUUUCAUGCUUAAGACAGCUUGCCCAGCGAGAAGCAAAAGAAGUGUGUGAACAUGCCAUGACUCUUGCCAGUGAAAGCAGAGAUACCAACAUUGUAGAAGGUUUAGUAAUCACAGAGAGUGGUCUGCCUGGAGUACUGUUCAGCAUGCUAGACACAGAAACAGAUAGCAGGCUUAUCAAAGACAUUCAUGACACUUUGACAAGCAUGUUACAAAUGAUGGCUGCAGAUAACCUGUCUCAAUGGCUGUCUCUCUGUAAGGACGUCCUCACAGUUGCCACAGAAUCAAGUAGUGGUGGAGAUGAGACGGUAGGAGUUGUUGGUGAUGGAGGGGUGGAGGAAGGAGAAGAUGUGGAGCCUGAUGAUGACCAGGUUGAGUUUCAUGCUGCAGAUGAUCAGUCAACACAUCCUGCAGUACAACCACGCUGGCCCACUAGAGUGUUUGCUGCAGAAUGUGUUCGAAGGAUCAUAGUUGCCUGUGAAGGAAAUAAGUCUGCCCACUUUGAUCUUGCAUUAGCCAAAGAAAUGCAGCUUACCAAAAGUCGAGGAGACUAUCUGGUCUUACAUCUGUCAGAUUUAGUGAGAAUGGCUUUCAUGGCAGCAACCAGUGACUCAGAUCCUCUUCGACUAGAAGGCCUCAAGACACUGCAUGAAGUGAUAGAUAAGUUUGCACGUGUGCCAGAGCCGGAGUUUCCAGGUCAUCUUUUGUUAGAGCAGUUCCAGGCCCAGGUGGGUGCAGCUUUACGGCCAGCAUUCUCACCGGAGACUCCAUCACAUGUGACAGCAGCGGCUUGUCAGGUCUGCAGUGCUUGGAUUGGGAGUGGAGUUGCUCAUGACCUCAAUGACCUUCGCCGUGUUCAUCAGCUGCUUGUUUCAUCUCUGGCAAAGCUUCAUCGGGGUGCAUCCACCAUACAGCUGUAUAAUGAGAGUCUUGCUACUCUUGAACGUCUUGCCAUCCUUAAGGCUUGGGCAGAAGUGUAUAUAGUAGCUAUGAUAGGGAAUGGCUCAGCUCCUGGUUGUUUCAACACAAACUCCAAACCUGCACCUUGUAACAUAUCAGCUGAUAAGGAUGAAGAGGACUUCGGUGAUUUUGAAUUUAGAGGAGAAAGUCUCUUGAACCUGGUGCAACCAGAACUUGUGAGCUUAUCUCAGCACUGGUUGGCAGCGCUCCGGGAUCAUGCACUACUUUCUCUGCCACCAGAGUUUGCUAGUCAGCUGCCUCAUGAUGGAGGAGCAUUCUACACAACAGAUACUAUGGAGUCUUCCAGGCCACAUUAUGCAGCCUCAUGGCCUCCCAUCCUGCAUGCUGCUGCCCUCUGGCUGAAUGCUGGUGGAUUUGACAGUAAACCAACCAGUGCUGCCAAUGUGCCAAACAAUAAUAAUAGCAGUAAAACUGGAGACUCUGUUUCUGACAGAUUCCAUCUCUUGUUUGGAAUAUGUAUGGAAGCACUCUGCACUCCAAGAUCUUCAGAGCCAGUUGAAAGUGUUUUAACAUGUCUACAAGCCUUAUAUACACUGCUAGAUUCUACUUGGCCUAGAGAAAUCCUCAUGGAUGACCGGUCCCUUGGAAUUGAGCUCUGCAAUGUGCUCCACAGGUUGAUAUUAACAAGGGACAGCCCUUCUGUACAACUUAUGGUAAUGGAAGUACUGAAGCAAGUGAUGAAAGCUGCUCAAGAACAUUUUGAUACACAGAAAAAGAAGAAAAUUAAAGAGAUGGUGCCAGCAAAUCAGGAAUCGCGGGCAACACAAGAAGUAGAUUUACUGGGAGAAGGUGGUAGCACUGGUGAAAUAAUACCUGGACAGUCCCUGGUAUUUGCCGUGUUGGAAGUGUGUUUGUGUCUGUUAGUACGCCAGGUGCCUGCAUUAAAUCCUUUGCCAGGACCAACCCCCAUAGUCAGGCAACAUCACACUCUUCACUUCACAGAGGAGUCAGGACAGCUGAUAGCCGCCGCUCUCUCCUGCAUGGAAUGUUUACCCAGACUCUGCUCUCCACAAGGGGCUGUUGCUAUCCUGCCAACUAUUCUGUACCUCACUACUGGAGUCAUCAAGGAGUCUGCUACAAAGAGUAUUCAUGAUCCAACUGUAAUGGCCACUGCUGUACCUGUCACAGCUGCUCUUCACUGUUUGAAAACCUUAGCUACUGACAAGUACUGUAAGGAUGAGAGGUCACGAGAGGACUGGCAUAAACUGUUACAGAGUGCUCUCGCAAAAGUCAUUGAUCUUGCCAAGACAGGUUCAGAUGAAACAAAGCUGGAUGAGUUGACAAUGCUAUUAGGUAUUGCAGUGUUUGUUCUGCAUGCUCCGGCUGAAGUGGUUUGUGCCCCAAACUUGCAAUAUCCUUGCAUCAACCAGUUCAAACAGUGUCUGCAAAGUAACAAUAUCACAGUGAAGCUGAAAUGUGUGCAGACAUUGCGCACAAUUUUUUCACAUCCAGACCGUAGUGUUGCCACACCAUAUAUCCAUGCUUUGGCACCACGCCUUGUAGAGUUCCUGUACUCGGAGACAAGCAGACAGUUGUCAUCGGAUACUGAACUGUCACUUACUCUGGAGAGUAUCCAGACCGUUGAGACACUCAUCACACUUGCUGAACCUAAACACAGAAUCCAGAUGCUAACACUUUUAGUUCCAAUCCUGGUGAACUGCCUUGUAGAAAAUUCUGCUCUGAAAGAGGCUAACAACUUCACCAGAAUUCUUCAUGACCACAGCUUGCAGAAACUUAUGAAAAUUGGGCCCCAGUAUCCUCAGGAGUUCAAGGCACUGAUGUCACAGUCUGGUGAACUGAGAAGCAAAUUAGAAGCGGCUGUGCGGUCCAGUCAGCAGGCUCAACUGAGAGCCAGGGUGGAGUCAAGCACUGCCAAGCCACUGUCAACCCAAACUCCAACAAUUAAACUUAAAACUGACUUCAGUAACUUCACAUCGUAGACAGAUAAAACAUUACCAUAUUGUGAGAAUGCAGAAUAAAGCUACCAGAAGCGGCACAAGCUUUGUUAAUGGGCCAGUUUUGAGAAGUACAACUUCUUUAAUUCUGUCAUAGAUACCAACUGCCAAACUUAAUGUUUUCCCAUUCAUUUCAUUCCUUAUUGAUGUGUGUAAGCUAUUUAGUCAGUAUUUAUUAAUUAUAAGAAAUUAUUUAAUUCAAAAUAUUAAUCUAUUGGGAGCCCUAACUUAUACCUUUUCAGUUACCUCAGUAUUUCUUCUUUUUCUUUCUUUCUUUCUUUCUUUCUUUCUUUCUUUCUUUUCUUAACCUGCAAAUGUAUUUAUUAUUGGAGAUUAAUAAUAUGAUAGAUAGUAUUAAAACAGCACAGCGUUGCUAAACAAACUGAAAUAAAAAAUCCUCUUUAAGUCACAGAGAUGUCAUAAAGAGAAAAUGUGAUGUUGGGAGAGAUGAAUCAGCCACCUGUCUGGCAGAGCAAGGAUAGUACUGCCCUAAUUCAGAAUCCUGAACUUAUACAUGGUAUAGUUGUUUACUUUGGUGCAGGUGGCAGUUAUAUGAUUUAUUUAUAUUUGAGGAGAAUAAUGGUAGAAAAUAAUUUAAUGUGUAGUUGAAAAUGGCACUAUUUUAUUCCAUUUUAACUUUAAGAAUCAUUAGACCUUUAAAUUAGUCUACCAAGAAGGCGUGGAUUUCAUAGUUUUAUCACAUUCCCCUUCUGUAAGUAUUUUAUCCAUGAUAGUCCAGCUGUUAAUGACUGUUUGCCUUUAUUCUUCUCAGUAUUUACAUUCCCAUCCUUUGCACGUCUUUGAAAGUGACAGUAAACUGGAGGUACUUAGUCAAAAACAAUGUAAAUAUUAAGUAAAGGAAAGAAGACAAGUUUGUGUGAAAUCAGAUACUCACAGGUUUCAGUCCUCAUGAUGACCUGCUCUUCCUUAACUAGUCAAAGCCUUCCUCAUUCCCCUGUGUCAUAUUAUUCUUUUGGCAGUUGGCAGUGAUGGAAAUGGAGUUGAAGAACCAUUCAUUCAUUAUGGUAACAUGAUUCUCUAAAGGUUUGUGGCAGUAACUGAUUCAUUAUACCAGUAUACACAGGACACUGUCUGUUGUGUGAGGUAUACUUUAUACACAACAUUUAUUGGAAUUGUUUCGGGUCUCCUCUUCAGUUGAUCGGUUGUCAUUAUUCUGUCAGUUUUAUUUGUACCCAUCACAUGAAAAUGGGAGUAGACUGAGCUCCCAAAAUGUCAUGUUUCUUGGAUACAAUUUAGACAAAGGACAGUGCCCAAAAUAAUAUUGAUAUACGAUUAGUGACUUAUUUCAUUGCAUGUUCUGUGAAGGUUGCACAAAUUUUGCAGAAUUAACCAUUUGCAUUUGGUAUUUGUGUGAGAGAAAGAAAUUGUAAUAUGAUUCCGAAUGGAAAAUAAACAAUAUUUGAUCUUAUGACAGCAUACAGCACAGGGAGAACAGAAUUAUAAUAUUUAGUAGCCAAGAGAUAAUCUGUUCAGCAAUAAAAUAUCGUGUUAAAAUGAUGAAUAAUGAGGUUAUAAGGGUUUGAAGGAUAAUCAGGCUUGAAGCAGUGAAGCUUUCAUGUAAGGACCUUCAGUUGAGUGAACAUAGAUUUUUCUAAGUGUGGAAAGUAAGCUCAAAUUUUAAGAAUGUAUGAAAAACAAAGGCUUAAUAAAAUCUGGAUCUUUAUACAAGCAUGUUUAAAAAUUCUAAUUUGCUAAUUGAUUUGAAUUAACAUUCACUGUAAUAUUAAACUGCUUAAUCCAAAAACAUCCCAAGAUAGAUGAUCAUAAGUUUAUUGGACUUCUGAAUUUAUGUAGUAAAUAAAACCGUUAUUCAUGGAUAUUAAGGGUAUGUUUCCUUACACUUUGCUGUACUUUGUUAGGUACAGCAAACCAUUAAUUAUUGUUCAUAUCAGACAUGGAAUUAGGAUUUCCACAUUCAGAAUAUGAAAUUUCUAGGUGCAUGACAGGGUUGUGAACUAAACAUAUUUCAGGCAGUAAUUCUUUAUUGAUUAAUUAUAUUGUAAAUAUCCACAAGCACAUUGAGAAGAACUGAAACAGAAUAGCAUAAUGAUAUUAAUCUUCUAUUUUAUUUGUGUACAUUUUGACAGUUCAGGAUAAAGGCACUGAAGACAGCAGCAAGUGUCAUUAUUUUAAUCUUCAACAUGACCUAACAUUUUGUAUUGGAGGACUGAAAGUUCUUAUAUUUUUUCAUGCUUACUACAUAAAAUUUGUUCAACACUUUAAGUUUUAAGUUGUAUACAUGUGUACAUUUUGAUAUCAUGACACCUUAAAUUUUUUUUGUGGCACAAAAAGAAAGGGAGUGUGAAUGACAAGAGUUGACUUAAUGUUUUCUUAAGUCACAUCCUGUUUUUGACGGAAUUUGUUCACGUAUACCCAUGACACAAAAUAGUUUGUAAUGAUACUUAUAUUUUGCUGGUAUUCUUUAUUUCUGCUGCGUGUUUCAGUUUUUUUUGCAACCAUCAGCAGGUGGACAGUCAAUAUGUAAAUUACAAGCUAGUUUAUUCUUAGGUUAAUUGAUAUUAUCUAGUGCUGGAUCCAUCACUGAAUUUUUUAUGUAUUUGAUUAUAAAAUAAAAUAGAAACAGAAAAUAGUUUAACAAUUCAAGUAAAUGUAGGGAAUUAGAGGAAUAAUAUUAUUAAAUAUCUGUCUUAUUCUAUGCAUAAAAUGUUUAGUAGUUAAAAUUUUUCACAUUAUUAGAUGUUUCAGAACAGAAGACUGAUGAAGAUUUAAAAAUUCACGGCACUGUGGUGAUAUUGUCACAUGUUGGGUGUAUAACGCGACAAAUAACUUCACGCCGUAUUGAAUAUAGCGAAUUUUAUUUCAC